UUCAGACUGUGACCCGAACACAUGUGUUCCAGCAUGAGGGGCGUACUCGUAUCCCUCUAGUACAAAAUACCUGGUUUAGAAGAGCUGAAUCUGGUCGUCAUUCGCUGUAAAGCAGUUGAAAUAGAACCAAGACCAUCACUAAGUGAUACAGACAGAAGUGAGAUGGACCAGUGUGUGCUUGUGUCAGCUGACAACAGCCACGCCCCCAUCCCCCUGUCACAUGACCAGCCUGUGGUCCUGGGGCGGGGUCCACUAACCAGAAUAGCUGACAAGAAAUGCUCCAGACAGCAAGUUGAACUGACUGUGGACAUUGAGAAGAAAAGUGUGACACUGAAACAGUUGGGUGCCAAUCCCUGCAGUGUUGGAGGAAAAGAGCUCAACUCAAAUGAAACCACCACCCUGCACCAUGGGCAAGACUUCUGUAUGCUGUUUGACAAGUUCCCUCAGCGUGUAGAAUUUUCUUCAUACACAGACACCAAGAAGCCCCAAAAUAAGCCAAAAGAGGCUAAGACUAAAAAACAAGACACUGAUAGUUCUUCAUCAAGUAAAAAUAUCCUGCACUUUUUCCAGAAGAAACAAGGGGUCAAAAGACCACCCAGUCCCGAGGCAAACCCUUUACCUGUAAAGAAACUAAAGCCUGGGAAGAAGUUGGCGGCCAUGUCAGACAGUGAGGGGUCAGAGAAUGAUGAUGACAUUGUGCAGGGCAGGGGGGUUAACCCGGGGAAGUCACCAGCAAAGGAGAAGCUGAAAGACAUGUCAGACAGUGAAGAGUCGGACUCAGAACACAGGAAAGACAUCCAGGAGAGACUGAAACGUUUGGGACAGAUGUAUGAGGCACAGUCUCCAGAAAAAGGAGCAGCAAAACCAGAGAACACAGGAGGGAAAGUUAGACCUGGGGGAUCAGCCAUGUCAGGUACACCAACCACUGAUGCAUGCUGGGAAGAAUUUGGUGAACUGCUAGUCUAUACCAGCAAGGGUGUACAGGGUUGUAGUAAGGUCGCCAGUUUUGACAUUGAUGGAACGAUUAUCGUGACCAAAUCUGGGAAAGUGUUUGCACAAGACACUUUUGACUGGAAAAUUGCCUUCUCAGAAGUUCCUGGGAAGCUGAAGAAGUUGAUUUCUGAAGGAUACAAGGUCGUCUUCUUCACCAAUCAGAUGGGAAUCCAAAGGGGGAAGAUCAAUGAGAAGGACUACAGAAGGAAGGUGGAAGACAUAGUGGCCAAGCUUGGCAUUGCAGUUCAAGUUUAUGUUGCUAGGGGGAGUGGGAAGUACAGGAAGCCUGUAACAGGCAUGUGGGACCAUCUAGUGGAGAGGGGAAAUGAUGGUGUACCUGUGGACAAGGAUGCCAGCUUCUACAUCGGGGAUGCAGCAGGAAGACUGGUGAACUGGGCCCCGGGGAGGAAGAAGGACUUUGCCUGCAGCGACCGUCUGUUUGCGAUAAACAUCGGACUCACCUUCCACACUCCCGAGGAAUAUUUCCUCGGCUACAGGAAGGCCACGUUCAAGCUACCCGACUUUGACCCAAGAAAGCUGGAUGCGGAUGGUCCUCUGUACGCUCAACCCACUCUUUUGUCCUCGGCACCCGAGGUUAUAGUGAUGGUGGGAUGUCCCGCUUCGGGAAAGACGUUCUUCGUCAAACAGAACCUGGUGUCCCAGGGGUACGUCCACGUGAACAGAGACGUGCUGGGUACGUGGCAGAAGUGCGUGGCGGCGUGCAGCCAGGCGCUGGCCGGCGGGAAGGGCGUGGUGGUGGACAACACCAACCCUGACGUGGAGUCCAGGAAGCGGUACGUGGACUGUGCGCGCCAGGCGAAGGCGCCGUGCCGCUGUUUCGUGAUGGACAGCUCGCUGGACUUGUGUCGCCAUAACAACCGGUUCCGCGACAUGACCUACACGGGUGCGGGGCACGUGAAGGUGGCGGAUCCCGUCAUAUUCUCAUUUCGGAAGAAAUACGUGGAACCUCAGAUAUCCGAGGGGUUUGACGAGAUCAUAAAGGUGAACUUUGUGCCAAAGUUUGAAGACAAGAAGCUUGAGGCCAUGUACAGGCAAUUUUCAGGUUAGGUCUGG
Molecule: messenger RNA, 2067 nt
Organism: Branchiostoma belcheri (Belcher's lancelet)
Lineage: Eukaryota; Metazoa; Chordata; Leptocardii; Amphioxiformes; Branchiostomatidae
Product: bifunctional polynucleotide phosphatase/kinase-like
Exons: 4
Coding region: 163-2061 (632 amino acids)
Biological process (GO): DNA repair
Cellular component (GO): nucleus
Molecular function (GO): polynucleotide 3'-phosphatase activity; double-stranded DNA binding; protein binding
Source: RefSeq, a predicted model, not a curated record